AAUGCCCUUCUUCCCCGUUCCCUGCCUUGUUUUACCCUCCUCCCGAAAAUUCUCUAGCCUGCCUCAGAUCACCAAGCACGCUCGGCCUUUCCUCAUUUGUCAUGCGCCGGCGUCGUUGUUGUCUAUUUUACGGCUCCUCGUCUGCCUAUGCCGCUGUCUUCGCCAUCGAUGCAUAAAUCUCAUUGUCCCUCGCGUCCCUUGCGUCACUCUGUAGAUUCCCUUUUUAACUGUCGUCCCAUCUAUUCGUCCAAAAACUUCUUUUCUUCACAAUAUUUAUCUUUCUCCCGGCUUUGUCAUUUUCCCCUUACGUCGCUCAUCGACUACAGCGCUGCACACGCACACACAUUUACCAUCUGAUCGUCAACUGUCAGUCUAGGAUGCCAGCGGCUGGUAAAACACCUAUGCUUUGGAAUAAGACAUGAUAUUUUUUGCCUCUCCCCUUCAUCCUCACCCUUCAUAGAGGCUUGGCCCUCUGCCUCCAGAGUAUAUAAGAAGGUCUCAAGACAUAUCCUAGGCCACAAAAGACCGCUCGGGAAAUUCUUUGUAUGAUACCUCGCCAUUAUCAUUGCAAUAUUGGGUUAAUUCAUGAUAUAAGUCCUCAGGGAAACUAGUAGGGGCAUGGAUGGCCAUGGCCCAACCCGGAGGCAAAACGAGCCACGCCAAUAUGCAAGUUCGAGCGACAGAUUUGCGCCGUCACAAGUCUCAGGGCGUAGCUUCGCAGAUGAGCUGGCUGGGAGACGUCGACAGCCAGCUGUCGCUGGCCCAGACUCAUCGUCUCAGAGGAAUGCACUAUCUAACUACAGUUUCUAUGCUGGGCAGGAACCUUCAUUUACCGCCGUAUCAUCAGUUGAGCAGGUGACAUACCCGACCGAGUACGCUCAGGAACCUCACCAUCAGCAACCUAAUUAUGCUUCCUACGACUCGAACCUGACUUAUGGCAUGGGCCAGCAGCCUUUGGGUGGGCUCAUGUAUGAGAGCUCUCAGCAAUUUAAUCAGCAACAAUCGGCGGCUGCCGGCCAGGUACUAUCCAAUACCAAUCCUUUCUAUCCAAGCGAUUCGAUGGCAACUCAAGUUCACUCCGGCAUAUAUUCAGGGCCUGCUGGCAGCAUCGGGUUGCCUCAAACACUCCAGGAAGGCACUGCUGGACCAGAAACCUCUGCGACCAUCGACCAUGGAUACCGACGGUGCAGCGCUGAUCUCGGCCAAAUAUUUCAAAAUAUUUCCGAUGGCACGCUCGCAGUGGCAAGCCAGUUACUUUCAUCAUUUUCCGAAUGGCUAAUAUCUCACGUUGAAGAUAUGGAGCUCACUGUGGACGAUACAGCCCAGGAAGAAAUUCGCUCAAAAUUAUGGGACGAUUUCAAUAAUGCGUGGCUUGCGCUGAUGCACAAGCAAAUGACAUUAACAUUGGGGUUGCUCGAGACUGGUAUCACUUUGCAGCAAUCACAGCUGAUGACAGCCGAAGUCAUCAGCAAAAUGUGCAGCGACCUCAUCAAAUUAAAUGAUGACUACCUUGAGAAGCAUGGUUUGGUAAACUAUCAAUAUGGAGUUUUAGAGGAUCAGAUAAUAGAGAGUGCGAUUAUAUGUUUGGAUAUUUUAGAAAAUUAUGGUUCACAACAAGAAGGACAACAGAUGCUAUCAAUUCGAGGGCAAGCAUCAACAUCUCGCCCAGGUUAAUUCUGGAGUUCUUACGGGUCUUGCUGUUAUCAGGAUUGGGAUUCCGACUUUCAACAUUGAAUUGAUGUAAAAUUCGGGUAUUUGAAUCUCAGAGUUGGAGCACAACAGUUUUCCUUGGUAACAUUGGCAAUGUUUUUUACUGGUGCGCAAAUGUUUGAUUCUGGCAAUUGUUUUUAUAUUUAUUGUUACGACUCUCUCGAUAUGUUGGUCAAGAGGGGGCUACACGCACUGGUGAAAGGUGCUUCACGCAAGACGGAUGCUUAGAAGAGCCCGUUUUUCUCCUUAAUAUGCCAUAUAUACUUCGGUCUCACGGCCCUUCAGAUAGCGCAGCUUAGAAAUAGACGGGGAAUAAUAAAUUGUUUGUCAA
Molecule: messenger RNA, 2041 nt
Organism: Pseudogymnoascus destructans
Lineage: Eukaryota; Fungi; Ascomycota; Leotiomycetes; Thelebolales; Thelebolaceae
Exons: 3
Coding region: 619-1674 (351 amino acids)
Source: RefSeq, a predicted model, not a curated record